This is a messenger RNA of Thalassophryne amazonica, 4582 nucleotides long. RefSeq names its product IQ motif and Sec7 domain ArfGEF 3a (gene iqsec3a). The coding region runs from base 134 to 4336 and encodes 1400 amino acids. Gene Ontology annotation, molecular function: protein binding; guanyl-nucleotide exchange factor activity. The transcript is spliced from 14 exons. Gene Ontology annotation, biological process: actin cytoskeleton organization; regulation of ARF protein signal transduction. NCBI's taxonomy places the organism in Eukaryota, Metazoa, Chordata, Actinopteri, Batrachoidiformes, Batrachoididae. The record is from RefSeq and is a predicted model, not a curated record.
AAGCAGCGCGAAGGCGUCAGACGGCCGCCGGAUCAUCCCCGCGCUCUCAGGCCACACCGACGGAUCUCAGCGCCGUUAACGGCUGAAGAGGAAGUCAACACGACCGGGAAGACGGCCUGAGCUACGACCAGUGAUGGAGAGCCUGCUGGAUAAUCCAAUGAAAGCCGUUCUUUACCUGAAGGAGCUCACCACCAUCGUCCAGAACCAGCAAAGCCUGAUCCAGACGCAGCGCCAGCGCAUCGACGAGCUCGAGCGCAAGGUCGAGGACCUGAUCGGAGAGAACCGCCAGCUGCGAGACCCCCAUCAGUACGUCCACCAGCCGAGCCAGCAGCAUCACCAUCACCACCACCACCCGACUCACCGCAGCGCCAGUCCCCAGGCGCCGGCGCGCCUCCAUCAGCACGCGGGCAGCAACAAAGCGGCGGCGCACCUGGUCCAGCAUCAGCAUCAACAUCAGCAGCAACAUCAGCAGCAGCAGCACUCCGUGCCGGCGCAGCCUCAGCAGCACCACGCUGCUCCUGCGCCGUCCUCCCAUCACCACCCGCAGCAGCUGCAGCUCAUCCCCACCUCCCCGCAGACGCAGAGAGCGGCUCCCAGCGCCGCGGAGCCCGUCGAGGAGGUCAAGAGAGGAGGCCCCUGCUGCAAGUCCCUGGUUCCGCAGACUCCCACCUCCCUGUGCCGCUCAGUGGGACUGGCCAGGAAAGCAGACAACCAAACAGUGCUCCACCAGUUCUGCUGCCCGGCUCCAGAAGCAGCUGAAGGCGAGACUUCGACCGCUUGUGUCCCCAGCGAUGACCUUUCUCCAGACUCGUCUGUGGGGGAGGAAGGGAAGGGAGGAGAGGGGGAGCCACAGAGUGAGGUCCAGACACAGCCACAGCCCCAUCAAGAGCAGAAAGGUUCGCCUGAGACGCAACCACCGGCUCAGCAGCAUCCUCAGUCUGAGCAGCAACCCCGGGCUCAACCUGAACCCGAAGCCAAACCUGAGCCAGAACCUGAACCAAAAGUCCAACCUACCCUGGAGCCUGAACCCCAGCCCCAAGUUGUGGCUCCAAGCGAGGAAGCAGCGCCGGAUACCCCUGACACUCCAGACACCCCUGAAGAGUCGACGCCUAGCGGAGAGGAGCCAAAGACCGGCGAAGAGGAGAAUCAAAAGACGGAAGUGGCUGAGACAAACUCAAAGCAAGAGGGAGAGGACGCGCAGGCCGAGCGCCAGGUGGGCGAGGCAGCGCAGGAGGAAGAGGAAGAAGAGGAAGGGGGAGGAGCAAAAGGAGGUGGGGCGGGAAGGAGAGCCAGCUUGCACCACACAGCCUCGCCUUUGAGGGUGCAGCGCAACGGCGUCGGCUCGCACUCCGCCACCUCCGACUACGAGCUCUCACUUGACCUCAAAAAUAAGCAGAUCGAAAUGCUAGAGCACAAAUACGGUGGCCACCUCAUCUCUCGCCGCGCUGCCUGCAAGAUCCAGACUGCCUUCCGCCAGUACCAGCUCAGUAAGAACUUUGAAAAGAUCCGAAAUUCUCUGCUGGAGAGCCGUCUUCCCCGGCGCAUCUCCCUGCGCAAGGUCCGUGUGCAAAAUACAGAGGGUUUCUCUGCUGAACGGGCGCUGGCAGAAGGCUGCAACCUGCCACCAAUCCCUCUGGUGCGCUCACCAUCUCUGCCUGCCACAGUUGGUGGCACCCUGACUGACCUGGAAGAUUCAUUCACGGAACAGGUCCAGUCAUUAGCCAAGUCCAUAGACGAUGCACUGAGCAACUGGAGCUUGAAGACCAUGUGCUCAUUGCAAGAAGGUGGCACAUAUAAGUUCAGUGCAGACUCCUUCAGCACACCAGCUGCCGGAGUUGCAGGUGGGGGAGAAGUUGCUGGUGUGCCACCGUCAACAAUUCCUCAAGUCCCAGUGGAGCCAAGUGAUUUAUCAAGAAGUGCAAGCAAGCUGAUGAUGGCUUUCCAUGAUGUGACGGUGCAGAUUGAUAGCCAGAACUUCCGUGUUUCAUCCUCAGUCAUGGAAUCGUCUACUUCCGUUUCCCUCAGCAGCUGUGUCCAAGAAGAAGGAGCCUCAGUCACUGUUACCUGUCCAACAACAAACUCUACUCCAGCCUUCAUUGCGCCUACCACAUCACAACAGCCAUCUCCUCCUUCUGCAGAAGUACCAGCUGAACCCCCACCACCGCCACAAGAACCUCCACCACCAGAACUGGAGAUAGAAGACGACGAGCAGGAUGUCGACUUCCCUGCUCCGCCUCCCAGUGAAGAAGAGUUGGGUGAGGAGGAGCAACCACUCCCAACACCCUUAGAUAAGAUGGCCACAUCUCAAAACCCUGAGGAGUUUGCAACUGUGUCACCACCACCACCACCUCCCACAGAACCACCCCAGGGACCGCUACCACAGCAAGCCACACUGCUGGGGAGCUCGGCUGUGAGAGAGCCACUUGAGGUUAAAAGGUCCGGUUCAGAGACUGCAGACAACAGCUCAGAGCAAAUGAGCAGCAGCAGCACAUCUACAGAGGCGCGCUCCACUUCUGAAGCCUCAUCAAAGGAGGCGCUGCAGGCCAUGAUCCUCAGCCUGCCACGUUACCACUGUGAGAACCCCACCAGCUGUAAGUCACCCACGUUGUCCACGGACGUCAUGAGGAAACGCCUCUAUCGCAUUGGCCUGAACCUGUUCAAUGUAAAUCCCGACAAGGGCCUUCAGUUUCUGAUUUCCAGGGGCUUCAUCCCUGACACGCCCAUAGGCGUGGCUCACUUUCUGCUGCAGAGGAAAGGCUUGAGUCGGCAGAUGAUCGGAGAGUUCCUCGGCAACAGCAAGAAGCCCUUCAACAGAGAAGUCCUCGAUUGUGUGGUGGAUGAGAUGGACUUCUCAGGUAUGGAGUUGGAUGAAGCACUGAGGAAAUUCCAGGCUCAUAUUCGGGUCCAGGGAGAAGCCCAGAAGGUGGAACGUCUGAUUGAAGCUUUCAGCCAACGAUACUGUAUGUGCAACCCGGAUGUGGUGCAGCAGUUUCACAACCCUGACACGAUCUUCAUCCUGGCCUUUGCCAUCAUCCUGCUCAACACCGACAUGUACAGUCCCAACAUUAAACCCGACCGCAAGAUGUUGUUAGAAGACUUCAUACGCAACCUUCGUGGUGUGGACGACGGAGCCGACAUCCCCAGGGACAUGGUGGUCGGAAUCUAUGAACGAAUACAACAGAGGGAGUUGCGCUCCAAUGAGGACCACGUUACCUACGUCUCCAAGGUUGAGCAGUCUAUCGUCGGCAUGAAAACGGUGCUUUCAGUCCCUCACAGAAGAUUAGUGUGUUGCAGUCGUCUUUUCGAGGUGACAGACGUGAACAAGGCCCAGAAGCAGGUGGCCCACCAGAGAGAAGUCUUCCUGUUCAAUGAUCUCGUCGUGAUCUUAAAGCUUUGUCCAAAGAAGAAGAGUUCUGCAGCCUACACGUUCUGCAAAGCCAUGGGCCUCCUCGGCAUGCAGUUCCAACUCUUUGAAAAUGAAUUCUACCCUCAUGGCAUCACCAUCCUCUCACCUUUUGGCUCAGACAAGAAGCAGGUACUUAACUUCUGUGCCCAAAGUGCUGAGGAGCUCUUAAAGUUUGUAGAAGACCUGAGGGAAUCGAUUGCUGAAGUGUCGGAAAUGGAACAGAUACGGAUUGAGUGGGAGCUGGAAAAACAGCAGGGAGCCAAGACGCACUCCGUAAAGAACGGCACCCAGCUAGAGCUGCGCGGAAAACACAGCUCCCCAUCAGGAAUCCAGGAGGUAGAAGACAGAAGUGGACACAACGCAGUGGAGGUGUCAAUUCACAACAGGCUUCAGACGUACCAGCUCAGCAGCAGCAACACGGCUCCGAGUCCCAGGAGUGCGGCCCUUUUUAACCACCAGGAAAAGCCGCUUUUCCAGCGGGGGCCCCAGGCGCCACCCCAGGGGCCUGUGCCGCCACCUCAGCACUUUCAGUCAGCGGCGAGCACCUCCGCCCACCACCUCCACUUCCCGCCGCAGCACCAGCCCGCCGUCAGCGUGGCUGACCUACGGCCCGAGGCGCUCAUCCAUUGUCAGCAGAUUGUCAAGGUCAUCGUGCUCGACAACAACGGCCACGGACGCGUGGAGGCCUUCCUCAGCCAGACGCCCACGCGCCACCACUACCAGCACCUCCCGCACCUCCACCACCACCACCUUAGCCAGUCAGCCACGUCCACGCCCAUCCACUCGCCAGACAGCUCACACGGCGGCGAUGGCCACCAGCCCCCGCUGCCUCCCCCACCUCCGCCUUACAAUCACCCCCACCAGUACAUCCCGCCCGACCCCCACCUCAGCAUACGCCGGACCUCAAGCGGCUCUCGGAGCAUGGUGUAAAUCGAACAAAGUAACUUUACACAUCUCCAAAACUAAGCCCCGCCCACUCACACUCACGUAAGCGUACAUAAUGUAAAUAUACAGAGAUAUAAUAGGAAAAAAAUACACAGAUAUGCAUAUAUUUAAGAAGAAUUAACAGAAUUAAAGUGCAUAUACAAAGUUUUUCUUGACUCCAUAUGUAUUUUGAAAUAUUACGUAGUUUUAACAAAUUUCUAUAACUUUUUGUCAGUUUUAACUCUUGCUAAG